Molecule: messenger RNA, 1408 nt
Organism: Vanessa atalanta (red admiral)
Lineage: Eukaryota; Metazoa; Arthropoda; Insecta; Lepidoptera; Nymphalidae
Gene: TBCC
Product: tubulin-specific chaperone C
Exons: 2
Coding region: 269-1267 (332 amino acids)
Biological process (GO): post-chaperonin tubulin folding pathway; tubulin complex assembly
Cellular component (GO): cytoplasm
Molecular function (GO): tubulin binding
Source: RefSeq, a predicted model, not a curated record
UAAUUAUACUAUGCUGGAAAAAAAGCCAACAUCUAAGUUUAAACGUGUACUUGGUUUAACUGCGGCGACUAUAUUCGUUGCCGAAUCUAUAGGUAUUGCUAUAUCUUACGGAUUAUGGUACAAAUUAAACACUGAAAGAGUUUGAUCAAGGAUCUAAAUAUACAGAUGCCAGAAGAGUAUCACAUGACACCAUAGCUGUUCUUAAAGAAGCUGCUAAUCCCAAUUCUGAUAUAAAUAAAAAGGUGGAGGAACUUCUGAAGAAAGGAAAAUGACUGACAAAACUACAGUUCUUGAAAGACUAAGCAGACGAGAUGCACAAAGAUUAGAAAAACUUCAGAAAGCUCACAGGGCAAGGGAAGAAGUUGAUGCCACAAAUGAAAAUGAGGAUUAUUUUUCUGGAGCAUUCAAAAUAAGAUCUGAGAACAUUGAACAAUUGCUCUCUCACAUACCAACACUAGAAACUAAUGUAUUGCCUCAGCACUUUGAUAACAUUAAGAGAGAAGUCAAUGAGUUACAAAAGUUUGUGGUUACUUCUUCCUUUUUUUUAAAAGAGUUUAAUAUGCGAAAAUAUUUGGGUAUUGUACAAAAUUUGCAAACAAAAUGUUAUGAAUUAGAAGAUAGAUAUGUGCCACGAAAGAAAUUUGGUUUCACUAGAAAAAAGUUACCAAAAUCUCACACUCAAAAACAGAAUUCUAUGGAUGAAAAUGAUGGGGCUGGCAAGACAGACAGCAACAAGUGGGACGAAAAGCUAUUUGGAUUUGAUUCUAAGGAAGAUAAAGUUUUAUCUUUAGAAAAUGAUGAAUUAUUUCAACGUGAUGUUGCUUUGCGAAAUUUAAAGAAUUGCACUAUUGGAUUGAGAGGUGUUAUGGGAACUUUACAUAUAACCAAUUUGGAUAACUGCAUAGUCCUUACGGGGCCUGUGACCUCUUCUGUUUUCAUAGAAAAGUGCACAAAUUGUAAGAUUGUUACUGCUUGCCAACAACUCCGAAUGCAUAGCUCUAUUAAGUGCGAUAUAUAUUUACAUGUUACUAGUAAGGGUAUUGUAGAAGAUUGUGACCAUAUUCACACGGCACCUUAUAAUUUGCACUAUGAAGAUUUAGAAAAGCAUUUUAAUAUGUCCUCACUAGAUAGAAAUACUAAUAAUUGGGAUUGCUUGGAUGAUUUCAAUUGGCUAGCACCGGAUGUACCCUCACCUAAUUGGUCAAUUUUGGAUGUUACAGAAAGGGUUUGUGAUUGGGAUGAGUGGUGGUCUAAAACACCAUUAUAAUGUCACAUUUUCAGUCUUUGUUAAAAUAUUUAAAUUAGAUAACAUAUUUUUAGUUUAAAUCAUUUAAAUAUACUAUACAACUGAAUUCAACAUUUUAUUGGAAAAUAAUGUUUAUAUAAGCAGUUUUAAAAGAUUUUUCCU